ACUAACUCAGGACCAUGUCUGGGGGCGGUGCGAAAGAAGAACCCCGUGGAUCCAGUUGGGACUUUAUCUGGAACCCGCGGACGCACGAGUUGAUGGGCCGAACCGCCACGAGCUGGGGCCUCAUCUUGCUGUUCUACCUGGUCUUCUAUCUCUUCCUCGCUGGAAUGUUCGCCCUCACCAUGUACGUCAUGCUCCUGACGCUGGACGACUAUCGCCCCACCUGGCAAGACCGCCUCACUACACCCGGCAUGAUGAUUCGUCCAAAGGGAGACCAACUACACAUUGCCUUCUCUGUUUCAAAGGCGGAGUCGUACAAUGGCCUGCUCUCCAGCCUGGACGCCUUCCUGUCACCCUAUAACGACAGUGUCCAGGCCCAAACCAACGAUAACUGUCCCCCAAACCAGUACUUCAUCCAAGAGGACAGCGGAGAGGUGAGAAACAAUCCGAAGCGCUCGUGUCAGUUUAACCGCACGGCUCUGGACCUUUGCUCUGGCCUCGUUGACCGCUCCUACGGCUACAGCAGCGGACAACCCUGUGUGCUGCUCAAACUCAACCGGGUGAUCGGGAUGCUCCCAGGGAAAGAUGGACAGUCUCCGUAUGUGUCGUGUGGACCAAAGAAAGACGAUGUGAACGUCGGCCCUUUGGCGUAUUUUCCUCCAAAUGGAACCUUCAAUCUCAUGUACUACCCAUACUACGGCAGCAAGGCCCAGGUGAAUUACACGCAACCGCUAGUCGCUGUAAAGUUCCUGAAUGCUUCUUUGAACACAGACCUGAACAUCGAGUGUCACAUCAACUCCAACACUCUGGGAGACAUCUACGCCAAUGAACGAGACAAGUUUGCAGGACGGGUCUCCUUCACUCUGCGCAUCAAUGCUUAGACCAGCCUAAGACCUGAGACCGACCUGAGACCAGAGACCGACCUGAGACUGACCAGAGACCGACCUGAGACCAGAGACCAACCUGAGACCAGAGACCGACCUGAGACCAGAGACCAACCUGAGACUGACCAGAGACCGACCUGAGACCAGAGACCGACCUGAGACCAGAGACCGACCUGAGAC
Messenger RNA from Periophthalmus magnuspinnatus, 1061 nucleotides. Its product is annotated as sodium/potassium-transporting ATPase subunit beta-2-like. Gene Ontology annotation, biological process: intracellular potassium ion homeostasis; potassium ion import across plasma membrane; sodium ion export across plasma membrane. Gene Ontology annotation, cellular component: sodium:potassium-exchanging ATPase complex. Bases 15 to 878 code for a protein of 287 amino acids. Gene Ontology annotation, molecular function: ATPase activator activity. The transcript is spliced from 8 exons. NCBI's taxonomy places the organism in Eukaryota, Metazoa, Chordata, Actinopteri, Gobiiformes, Gobiidae. The record is from RefSeq and is a predicted model, not a curated record.